AUGGCGGAGUGGGUGUCUAUCGUCGAGGAACUAAAAACCCUUGCAGACCAACUACAUAUGUUUUGCCCCCGUCAAAAUGACAAUGACAUGGGGCAGUACAAUGACGACUAUAUACAAUCUCUCAAUCUCACCGGCCUGGACGUGAAACCCAACGUCGAGAACCUUGAUCGAAUUUCCGAGGCUACCGUGAGGCGACAAAAAUUCCUAUCAUCCAUGCGCCUACUUGCCUACAACAGCGAUGAAAUCCAAAUCCAUCAGCAAUGGAUCUGGAGCCGACUCGAGCACGACCUGGGAAAAUGUGAACUGUGUGUCAAGGAAUACUAUAGAGGAAAGGGCUGGCUUAUGGAGAAUCUGCGCGAAAGCUAUGACGAGUCUGAAGUCGAAAACUUUUCCAAAAUUAUUGAUGAACGGGAUAUCAAACGAGUUGUGAAGAAUCUGGAUAGGGCAACUGAGGCUUUGAAGGCAGUUCCCCCUCAACAGCGGAGUCUUUCCGUCCUGGACCGCGCGGCAAUGUUGUCGAUUUUUGAAGCGAUGAGCUCAAAGGCCAUGGUGAAUGACGAUGAGUUACUGCGGGCGCAUUUCGAUGAGCCGUUUAACUUGAUACAGACCAACCGGACGUUGAAAAUGACCGAAUACAUCCCCGCAACCACUCACUUCCUUUUUAGUGAUAAUCAGGAACGGCGGCGUUGGGCAAUUAUGUCUUGGGGGAAAAUGAAAAGACCUCCCACUACGCUAGAAUUCGACUGGGCUAUCAAGGAGCCACUUGUUGAAGCUAUACGUCGAGCCUCCUAUGUGCCUCUCCAACCUGAUCUUGUCCAGAGACUCUGGACAGGCGUUCAUGCCAUCAUUGACCGGCUAGGAAAAGAACAGAUCACCCACAACCUCCGAGCUUUGGAAACCGACCCUUGUCGACUAUCAGUGGAUCACCUUGCCAUCCCAACCCCCGGUUUGCGUCCGCUCUUAAAUACUCUUCAGAUCUUCCUCGAGAAGUCACCGGGUGAUUUUUGGGAUGCGAUGCAGGCGAUUUCUCCGCAGGCUAUUGUCGAGCAAAUCUUUUCUAACCCUCAAUAUGAUGCCUUCCUUCUUGAAACACCCGAAGAUUCUUCUCUCGAGAAACCUUCACCUCUGAGAGAUAUGUUAUCGUGGGUUGAGCCAUUUAUGGCAUCACUUCAAGGGGCUCAACAGCCUCAAGCAUGUCGGGUUCUUGCGUUCCACCUUCUCAACCGCCUACAGGCCUCCCGCUUUCCGCCAGUAUCUAGGUUUAACUGCUUUCGAGUCGGUCUCAACAUUCUGAUUUCCACUCUACGGACCUUCACUGACAACGAGUCUACUCGAGGCUCUGUUGCCAGGGUUGUCUUGUCUGAUAUUCUUGAAGUUAUCAGUGAUAACAUUGACCAUUUUCUUGAGCCUACCGAAUUUCCAAUCGAUGGGAGUCAAGAGCUCUUAGCGGGGUUAUGUGUGGCUGUCAUUCGAAAUGCCCUUGCGCUAGAAUGUCAAUCACUAAAAUCUGACUAUGAGUCUAUCCUUCGUCAGAAAACAAUGGCACAUGAAGUGAGCACAUACUCGGCUAAGAUUUGGGAUGCUGUGGUCCGCCAUUUGAAUGAGGAUAACCUUGGGCUCUCGAGCGCAGCUCUCAUGGGUAUCCUGCCCCUGGUUGGACUGGAGAAGUUCCCAACCAAAGGAGAGAAUAGUAGAGAGAAAACCAAUUUCAAUGUCAUCUACGGCCAUUUGACGCACCUUGUCAGUCAGAUACUUGAACGGCUAGCUGAUUUCAAGCCUGAACAUUUGGAUCAUUUGUUCAAGAGCCAUGAUACCAAUGGCUCGUUGAUAUCCGCGCUUUUCUCCGCCGACUUAAAUACCUACCAGGCUGCAGUAGAUCUUAUCAAGACUAUUAGUGGUCAAUCUGGUCGUAAAGAAGCAAUAUCGCACCUUCUACAAUCCUUCUUUGCCACGACGAUGUACGGUUUCAGUUUUUCAUUUAGACGAAUUUCCAAUAUGAGAACAUUCGCAUCCGCACCUCGAAUGCUUAAAACUGGGACGGACAUCAUCGACGUUCUUUGUGAUUCUGAAACGGGGAUCCUCAGGACUCGGAAGCUAGUCGACCGUGUAGAGGUUCUCGCGCUCCAAAAGCUUUGGGAGUACCAAUGGCAGGCUCUCACUACGAUAUUCCAACAAACGGAGGCCUGGCACAUGAUGGGAAAUGAUAGGAUGGUUAUGCUGGAAUUUUGUCGAGACACAAUUCAGUUUGCGGAUCUCGUUUUCAACCAAUUUAAUAUUUUUGCCAGCAGCAUUGCCGAAUUCAAUCCCUCUGAAACCAAAUCGUCGAGUGAGAACCUGGUCAAAGCACCCGCAUCAACCAUGGAGUCGAUGGUCAAAUGGCUUCGUUUGAAAGAUGAUUUUCUUGCAACUACCAUUGUAGGGCUUGUUGCGAAGCUCCUCCGCCGCAUGGGGGAAUUGGAAGUAAAAUUGGCUACAGUCAGUCUAAAGUACAUUGAAGACGUCGCUCGAUUCUCCGUGAUUAAAACGAUUUUAACAGCCCAAGAAAAGGCUGAGCUCGUGAGAGCUUUGGAGUCAUACUAUAAGAAGUCAUUUCCAAGCGAGCAACUGGCACCGACGCCAGCUCCUAAGAAACAGAAGCAGAUUAUGAUAACCGCUUAUGCAAAACCGGUCGAUACUAUUAGCAUCUCAAGCUCGUCGUCUAAGGUUUCUGCAAGUGAGGGAGAUGAAUUUGGCUAUCUCUCCGAUGAUGUUCUUGUGGAGCUGUCAAGCUCCGUUGAGUUAAACAAGGCCCGUAUUGCAGCGCAGAAGAAGUCACAAAAACUAGCUGCUUUAUCAGAGAAGAGCACCCUUAAGCCAUCACUUCCCUCGGACAAGUCAACCCAUUCUUCAGAGAAGUCAACUCUUUCCUUGCAGAGGCCAACCCUUCCAUUCCCUAAACGGGCGCCACAACCACUCAAACCAGCUGUGAGCGUCUCCUCCUUCCGCGAGAAGCGCGAACGGGAGAAGGAGGAGAAAAAGAAACGUGAUAUGGCUGAGCUUGCCCGUGUGAAGAAGAAGCUCUCCGUGCAGACUGCUAACCAGGGCUCUGGUGUGAGUGGAAUUGGUGCUAAUAGCAGCGGAGAUCGCCCUGUUGAGAGUAUGAUGGUCUCCGACUCGGACUCGAGUGCCGAUAGCGAAGGCGGAAAUGAUUCAGGUGCCUACGGGCAACAAAUAAAAUCUAAGCCCGCUGCAGUGAGAGAAUAUGAGGAAAGUAAAAGGCAUCUCCUAAACCGCCGAGGCCCUAUUAGGAAAAUUAAAGUUGCGCGAUCUGCUAAGGAUAUGCGAGCAAGAUUGUCGCCAGAUCUCUCGGGUUUACACAAGACUUUGCUGGGCUGGGAUUUCUUUGCAGAUGGUGACAUUCCUCCUGCUUCGGGUCGUACAGAUUAUACUCUCGUUUCCAAUACGUUUUCCGAUGCCACGGAUUACCGGAAAACUUUCCAGCCCCUGCUGAUAUUGGAAGUAUGGCAGAGCUUUCAAUCAGCUAAAGAAGAGGGCUCUUUUAGACCCUUUGAAAUCAAGGUUUCAAGUCGCAUUACUGUCGAUUCUUUUGUUGAGGUUACUACGUUCAUGAGACCUGCAGAAGUCAAGGACCUUGGAUUGGGAGAGGCGGAUUUGGUUCUGAUAUCCAAGUCAAGCGAUCCCAGUUCUGAUAGCAAAGAGCCCCACUGCCUUGCGAGAAUCAUUAGCUCGACUAAAAAGAAGGGAAUGAUAGAGGUUGGCUAUCGUCUAAACGUCUCCACUCCACUCAACAGCUUCAUUGCACCAGGAAACUCACUGUUUGCCGUACGAGUUAUGUCGUUAACUCCCGUGGAACGAGAAUAUGGAUCCCUACUGGCACUUAAGUAUUAUGAUCUAAGCGAAGAAAUCCUCUCGGCUAGGCCGUCGCCUAUCCUGAAGUAUACGCCGGAGAGUUUGCAACCCAUCAUAGACACCUACAAAGUCAAUCCUGCACAGGCGAAAGCUGUCCGGUCGGCUUUGGAUAAUGACGCGUUCACGUUGAUCCAAGGGCCUCCUGGGUCGGGUAAAACUAAAACCAUCAUCGCCUUGGUUGGCGCCCUGUUGAGUCCCAUCCUUAGGGAGCAAAGUAUUUCUUGCUCUAGCUCGUCGUCUUCAACUCGGCCUGCCUUAUCGUCUUCAACCCAAUCCGCUGCCAAGAAUGCUCCAACAUUCAAGAGCAAGAAACUACUUGUCUGUGCACCGAGUAACGCAGCCGUUGAUGAAUUGGUAAUGAGAUUCAAGCAGGGGGUUAUUUCGACGGACGGACACAAGCGGGAGAUAUCUGUUGUCCGUCUCGGUCGUAGCGACGCAAUAAAUUCAAAUGUCAUCGAUGUAACUUUGGAUGAGCUUGUGAACGAAAAGCUUAGUGGAACUGCUCGCAAAUCCGGCAACGAGAAGGAUCUUCAGACGUUCUAUCUGGAGCAUAAGGAUGCGUGUACCCAGUUCAAUGGAGUUCGCGAGAGAAUUGACCAGUGCCGCGCUAAGAGUGAACGCGUUCCCGAGGAGUUGGAACGAGAAUUCGACCUGUUGAAACGGAAGAAAGCCCAGCUUAGUCAAGCUAUUGACGAUGCCAGGGACAGUAACCUGGUUGCAGCUCGCAAUGCUGACCUUUUAAGGAGGAAGAUACAGCAAAAUAUUCUCGAGGACGCCCAUGUGCUAUGUGCGACACUGAGCGGAAGCGGUCAUGAAAUGUUCCAGUCUUUGGAUAUUGAAUUUGAAACGGUAAUCAUCGAUGAGGCAGCCCAGUCCAUUGAAUUGAGUGCUCUUAUCCCGCUUAAGUAUGGUUGCUCUAAAUGUAUUCUUGUCGGUGACCCUAAGCAGCUGCCGCCUACGGUCCUAUCCAAGGUGGCAUCACGCUUCCAGUAUGAACAAAGUUUGUUCGUAAGAAUGCAGGCCAAUCAUCCGCAGGACGUUCAUCUCCUAGAUACCCAGUACCGAAUGCAUCCUGAAAUCAGCCGUUUCCCCAGUGCUGCAUUCUAUGACGGUCGACUUCAGGAUGGGCCAGACAUGGAUAAACUACGAUCUCGAAUCUGGCAUAAGAGUGAGCUUCUCGGACCCUAUCGGUUUUUCGACGUCCAGGGACUCCAUUCCAGCGCUCCAAAAGGUCAUUCACUGGUCAACUUGGCGGAAGUCCGCGUGGCCAUGAAACUUUACGAGCGGUUGACUACAGAUUUUAAAAUCUAUGACUUUACGAAUAAAAUCGGAAUCAUAACUCCGUAUAAAGGCCAGCUUAGGGAAAUGAAGAACCAGUUUGCCAAUAAGUACGGGAGUUCGAUUUUCACUAUGAUCGAGUUCAAUACGACAGAUGCUUUCCAGGGACGAGAGUGCGAAAUCAUUAUAUUCUCUUGUGUUCGCGCAUCUGAUCGAGGCAUCGGUUUCUUGGCUGACAUUCGUCGGAUGAACGUCGGAUUGACACGCGCAAAGUCAUCACUUUGGGUUCUUGGAAGCUCGAAGUCACUCGUUCAAGGCGAAUUCUGGAGAGGGUUGAUUAAUGAUGCACAUACCAGAAAAUUGGUCACCCAGGGAGAUAUCUUGGGAAUCCUGCAGAAGCCGCAGAUUAUUCCAGAUAUAGAGCUCAACGAUGUGGAGAUGAUCGAUGCCCCGAGGAGCGCGAUAUGCUCCCCGUCGUCUAGGCCCCAAUCUACAACUCCAAACGAUAAUGGGAGUAGUCGUCCAUCAUCUUCCCUUUCGACAGGCCGCCUGUCCAGUAUUGCUGAAGCUCACAAUACCUCAUCCAGAGACACGCCGGGUCACAGUCCAAAAUUAUCUCCUUCAGCCGUACCCGAUGGCCCUUCUGGAGGCAAAUUCGGUUUGAACGAGCUCGCCAUGUGUGGAUAUUGCGGAAGUUACGAGCAUAUGACGCCAAACUGCGACAACCUUGCUGCCAAAAUGGCCGCCCAGGGCUCCUGCCGGCGAUGCGGUGACGCUUCCCACUCCAAGAGAGAUUGCAAGGAAGAACGCUGUCUUCAAUGUGGAAAGUUUGGGCAUCUAGCUCCCGCAUGCAAAUCAAGCGUCAUCCUCCCCAAGCGGCAGAAGGAUAAAAUUGCUCACUCCGAACGCAUCCAUGCUGAGGUUCAAAAGGCCAAUCUCGAACGGCAGCGUCUAAGGCAGCUCGGCGAUCAUGUCCCGAAGGUACCCCCUAUCCAAGUACCCUCUAAUAUCUCCCCAAAUAGAUCACCACCCAUAUUCAGGGCAACACCUCCAAGACGGGACCUGCCGAAUCCUGAGCAGGAUGAUUCCGGAAAGCGGAAACGCAUGGAACCAGAUCCUCCUGUUCCACUGAAAAACGUGAAAGUCCGGAAACAGAAUGCUCAGUUCAAUGCUCAGUUUGCGCCGCCUCCGACUGCACCAAUCGGCCCAAGAGGUAAAAAAUUUGACCCGAAUGUCAUUGCUCCUCCUAGCAGUGAUCUUGUAAUCCCGUCAAAACCUGGAAAUGGAUAUCAACCGAUUAGCACUAAAGAGCAACAACAAUAUCGCAGUCCGAGCUUUGGGCCUGGACUCACAGCCGGUCCUGGGCCCAUAUUGGACCAACAUCCCGCAAAUACCGGGUUACCACCUGCUGCAUCUCCACAUCUCAAUACAUCAUCUCCCCGUCGCAACAUCAAAGUGAGAGGACCGCCACCACCAAUACGCAAAAAGAAGCCAACAAGUAUAUUCAUUCAACCUAAGAGAAGAUAG
Molecule: messenger RNA, 6714 nt
Organism: Paracoccidioides brasiliensis Pb18
Exons: 5
Coding region: 1-6714 (2237 amino acids)
Biological process (GO): termination of RNA polymerase II transcription
Cellular component (GO): nuclear body
Molecular function (GO): transcription termination site sequence-specific DNA binding; zinc ion binding; helicase activity
Source: RefSeq, a predicted model, not a curated record